UCCUGUAUUUCAAUGAAUGAUAACUAGAAGUGAGCGCACAUUGAAUACAAAAACAUUUGAAUUCAACACAAGAUAUGAAUGUGUUUUUGGGAAAGACUUAAAUUCCUGUGUUGUCUACAAUCGUCACAUUCCUCAUAAUGUUUGCUAUAUUUUACGACUAAAAUCAUUUAAUAUCAUAUGAAUUAUGUAUUGCUUUGUCUAUCGUUUUAAACAUAUGCUCUUUUGCAAUACAUUUCAUUGCAAUUGUCAAUAUUAUAAACUCCGAAUCUGCGUUACAAAUAAUACAUAUAAUAAAUGUGGAAAAUAAAGUGUGAAUAAUGUGGACAACUCUGAUGUUACGGAAGCUAUUGAGUAAAAUAUUGUCAGUAUUAGCCUUGCAAUCAAUAUUGUUUGGUCCGCAUUCAUGUGCGCUCAGGUAUGGUUGUCCGGCGCGACCACUAAUCAAGCCCUGUGUGUGUCAGGAGAUCACCAAAGGGCUCGACGUUUCGUGUGAAGGCGCCCGUUUGGAGCAAUUAAGGGAAGCGCUCGAGAAUUUUGGUCAAACCGGACAAAUAGUUUGGUACUUAAAGAUGAGGAAAAACCAAAUGUUGACUUUCCCAUCAUUUUUAUUGGACGGACUCGAUAUCAGGCAUUUGGUGGCCCAUCACUGCAAUAUCACAUCCAUAGAUGACUCGGCUUUUAUAGGUCUCUCUGAUUUAUUGGAGUCAUUAGAUCUCUCACAAAAUGGAUUACAUGAGAUCCCCAGUAAAGGACUCGAACCACUUUUAUCAUUAAUUUCGCUAAAUUUAAAUUAUAAUUUAAUUGAAUCAAUAGAAGCCAAUGCUUUUAAAGGAUUAAUAUCUUUAUUAAGAUUAUCAAUAUAUGGUAAUAAAAUCAAAUCGAUUGAUGGAAUGGCUUUUAAUGGCAUCGGUGGUAAUUUGACCAGGAUCAAUUUAGGUGGAAACUUAUUGCCUGCCAUACCAUCAAAGCCAUUACAACAUUUAAAAUCAUUACAAAGAUUACAAAUACACGAGAAUAGGAUCAGUUCAGUAACGGUGGAUGAAUUAGGAAGCAUUGGAUUGGCUCAGAGUCUCGAUGUCUUAAAUUUAGCCAUCAAUUCAUUGGAUGAGUUAUCUGAAAAUGCAUUUUCUAAUUUUCAAGCUUUAAACUCAUUGGACUUAGAGGGCAAUCAUAUCUCAAAAAUACAUAUUAAUGCUUUUAAAGGCAUUGAAGAAUCAUUGGAAUGGCUUAAACUGGGAGAGAAUCGUUUGGAUGCCAUUCCCAGUGAAUCUCUUAGAAAUCUAACAAAACUUAGACAACUGGACCUCAGAGGCAAUAAUAUUAGUGUCAUUCAUAAUAAUGCACUCAAAGAAUUUGGAAAUAACCUUAAAUUUAUUUAUCUUCAGAAAAACAAUAUAGAAUUGAUAGAAUCUGAGGCAUUGGAUAAUUUGCAUUCAUUGGAGUGGUUUUACAUACAAUCAAACAAAUUGAAAACACUUUCUUAUCACACAUUUAAACCACUAUUCAAUUCACUAUCGGUUUUGGACGCACACGACAAUCCGUUUGUAUGCGACUGUCAAAUCACAUGGUUUAGAGAAUGGAUGAUCAAAGGCCGUGGAUCUGUUGUGGUGAGUCUUCCUAAAGAAACCAAAUGUCAAUCUCCGACAUCAUUAUAUAAGACGCCUAUAUCUGAGAUUCCGUAUGAAGUGCUUAGCUGUACGAACACCGGUUCCCUCUCAUGUUUGCCAUCUUUUCCAGCAAUGGUCUCUCUUUUCAUAUCACUAAUGAUUGUCAUAAUAGUAUAA
This is a messenger RNA of Oppia nitens, 1784 nucleotides long. RefSeq names its product leucine-rich repeat-containing protein let-4-like. Bases 318 to 1784 code for a protein of 488 amino acids. NCBI's taxonomy places the organism in Eukaryota, Metazoa, Arthropoda, Arachnida, Sarcoptiformes, Oppiidae. The record is from RefSeq and is a predicted model, not a curated record. The transcript has 8 exons. Gene Ontology annotation, molecular function: protein binding. Gene Ontology annotation, cellular component: extracellular matrix.